AUGACUAUUAAAACUUGUGUUGAAGAUGAAACUGGUGGAAACACUGAAACAAAAAAAUCACGUUUAGAUGAUACAAAGGAGAUAACAAAGGAAAAGAAAAAAUAUGUCUUAGAAUGGACCUUUCAUGAGGAGAGUAGUAAACCAAUAAAAUCUGAAUGGAAAAUCGCAGAUGUCAGUAUUAGUGAUGCAUUUUUUAAAUACAAGUCUUUUGCUGAGGAAAAGGCAAAUAAUAAUGAAUUAAAUUUUGUGGACCAUCCUG
Entrophospora sp. SA101 is the source of this 259-nucleotide messenger RNA. Lineage: Eukaryota; Fungi; Glomeromycota; Glomeromycetes; Entrophosporales; Entrophosporaceae. The record is from the annotation of a GenBank genome assembly.